Vitis vinifera (wine grape) is the source of this 991-nucleotide messenger RNA. RefSeq names its product uridine/cytidine kinase UKL1, chloroplastic. Gene Ontology annotation, cellular component: cytoplasm; chloroplast. Lineage: Eukaryota; Viridiplantae; Streptophyta; Magnoliopsida; Vitales; Vitaceae. The record is from RefSeq and is a predicted model, not a curated record.
AUGAAGUGCACUUUCUUGGUUUUGUCUCGAAACACAAGUCCUGUAAGACCAAUUGUGGCUCUGAUACCACUUGUUGGAGAAAUUACAGGUAUGAAGCUGCAGUAUGCGAAAUUCGUCAAGCCUGCUGCUUUUGAUAAUUUUAUUCUUCCAUCAAAGAAGUUUGCUGAUGUUAUCAUACCACGGGGUGGUGAGAAUCACGUUGCAAUUGAUUUGAUUGUGCAACAUAUCCGCACAAAGCUUGGCCAGCAUGAUCUCUGCAAAAUAUAUCCUAAUGUGAAUGUUAUGCACUCUACAUUCCAGAUAAGGGGUAUGCAUACUCUGAUUCGUGACAAAGAAAUAUCGAAACAUGAUUUUGUUUUUUAUUCAGACCGGCUGAUACGCCUGGUUGUGAAGCAUGGCCUUGGCUACUUGCCAUUCCUCGAGAAGCAAGAAGUCACUCCAACAGGAUAUAAGGAAAAAUGAUCAGUAUAUACUGGAGUUGAAUUUUGCAAGAAACUGUGUGGAGUAUCCAUUAUCCGAAGUGGCGAAAGCAUGGAAAAUGCGUUGCGGGCAUGUUGCAAAGGAAUAAAAAUAGGAAGAGUCUUCAUUCACCGUGACGGUGAUAAUGGGAAACAGCUUAUAUAUGAGAAGCUUCCCAACGAUAUUUCAGAACGGCAUGUCCUCCUCCUCGACCCAGUUUUUGCUACUGGCAACUCCGCAAACCAGGCAAUCGAACUUCUUAUAAAGAAGGGGGUUCCGGAAUCCUCCAUAAUAUUCCUUAAUCUUAUCUCUGCUCCAGAGGGAAUACAGUGCGUAUGCAAUAGGUUCCCAUCUCUGAAAAUUGUGACGUCGGAGAUUGAUGCUAAAUUAAAUGAGGAGUUUCGAGUCAUACCAGGGUUGGGGGAGUUUGGUGACAGCUACUUUGGCACUGAUGAUUACUUUGUGCCAAUUGAAUAAGGAAUGUAAGUGCGGUGAAGUUAGAAACUCACGGUCGAUCCGCCCCAUUUGGCCU